Drosophila gunungcola (fruit fly) is the source of this 4850-nucleotide messenger RNA. RefSeq names its product AP-1 complex subunit gamma-1 (gene AP-1gamma). The coding region runs from base 566 to 3511 and encodes 981 amino acids. Gene Ontology annotation, molecular function: clathrin-cargo adaptor activity. Gene Ontology annotation, biological process: intracellular protein transport; Golgi to vacuole transport; receptor-mediated endocytosis. The record is from RefSeq and is a predicted model, not a curated record. Lineage: Eukaryota; Metazoa; Arthropoda; Insecta; Diptera; Drosophilidae. Gene Ontology annotation, cellular component: membrane coat; Golgi apparatus; AP-1 adaptor complex. The transcript is spliced from 16 exons.
GUUGCGCUCAUCAUCAACAUAUUCUCGACGAACAUUUUUUUUUACUUGUUACGUUGAUUUUGUGGCCAUUGCGUUUAAAAUUGCGAGCAACCAGCACAAACGUGACCGUGCGAACAUGUGCUAAAUCGUAAAUGCAGUUUUAGAAAAUGAAAUAAUUGAAUUGCAGACACAUUCCAACCAGAAAAGCAAAGGUGGUGUGCGUGUACGUGUGUUGAAAUUUUUUUUGUCGCGUUGUAAAAUUUCGCGUUUGGAAGCUGACGCAGUUUUUAUAAAAAAAAAGAGCAAGCGAGUGAGCGAGAGAGAGAGAGAGAGAGAGUGCAACAAAAUAGCGGCCGGCAGUUAGUCCGUGUGUGUGUGUGUUGUGUGUGGGAGUGCAAGUGUGGAAGAUCUGCAGAGGAAAAACCGUUCGUUUCGCUAAUUUGUGUUGUUGCCGCCGCCCAGCAACAAAAGAAAACACAAAAGCGCGUAGGCCGGCAAAAAAAAAGGAAAACAAAAAAUAAGAAUCGAGCGCAUAAAGAGCGAAAAAAGCUGCCACACAAGUGAUUCAACGUUUCUCGCCGCCACAAUGAACUCCGAGCAUGGAUUCAAUCCAGCCUUCAAUAUGGCCACCAUACGGCAAGCGUUCACAGAGGCGGUGGAGAGAGUCAGAAUGCCUACGCCCACACGCCUGCGCGACCUCAUCCGACAGAUUCGCGCCGCCAGAACCGCCGCAGAGGAGCGGGCGGUGGUCAACAAAGAGUGCGCCUACAUACGGAGCACGUUCCGCGAAGAGGACUCCGUCUGGCGCUGUCGCAACAUUGCCAAGCUGCUGUACAUACACAUGCUCGGCUAUCCGGCUCACUUUGGCCAACUGGAGUGCCUUAAGCUGACGGCCAGCACGCGGUUCACAGACAAGCGGAUCGGCUACCUGGGCGCCAUGCUGCUGCUGGACGAGCGGCAGGAUGUCCAUCUGCUCAUCACCAACUGCUUGAAGAACGACUUGAACAGCUCGACGCAGUUCGUCGUGGGCCUGGCGCUGUGCACUCUGGGAGCGAUCGCCUCCCCGGAAAUGGCCCGGGAUCUGGCCAGCGAGGUGGAGCGCCUCAUGAAGUCCCCGAACACGUACAUCCGCAAGAAGGCUACGCUGUGCGCCUUCCGCGUCAUCCGCCGUGUGCCCGAGCUGAUGGAGAUCUUCUUGCCGGCCACACGCUCUCUGCUCAGCGAGAAGAAUCACGGCAUUUUGAUCACUGGCGUAACGCUGAUCACGGAGAUGUGCGAGAACAGCUCGGACACGCUGAUGCAUUUCAAGAAGGAUAGCGGAAAUCGAGAGAUUGUGCCGAAUCUGGUGCGCAUCCUGAAGAACCUCAUCCUGGGCGGCUAUUCGCCGGAGCACGAUGUCAGCGGUGUUAGCGAUCCCUUCCUGCAGGUGAAGAUCCUGCGACUGCUGCGCAUCCUGGGCCACAACGAUCCCGAUGCCUCCGAGGCGAUGAACGACAUCCUGGCCCAGGUGGCCACCAACACGGAGACGAGCAAGAAUGUGGGCAAUACGAUCCUCUACGAGACGGUGCUCUCCAUCAUGGACAUACGCUCGGAGGGUGGACUACGCGUUUUGGCCGUCAACAUCCUGGGCCGAUUCCUGCUCAACUCGGACAAGAACAUACGCUAUGUGGCGCUGAACACACUGCUGCGAACGGUGCACGCGGAUACGUCGGCGGUGCAGCGGCAUCGCACCACCAUUCUGGAGUGCCUCAAGGAUCCGGACGUCUCGAUUCGCCGCCGUGCAAUGGAGCUGUCGUUUGCGCUGAUCAAUGCACAAAAUAUACGUACAAUGACCAAGGAGCUGCUGCUGUUCCUCGAGAAGGCGGAUGCCGAAUUCAAGGCGCAGUGCAGCUCGGGCAUGAUCCUAGCGGCCGAACGCUACUCGCCGACCACGCGCUGGCAUCUGGACACCCAGCUGAGCGUGCUGAUUGCGGCCGGGAACUAUGUGCGCGACGAUGUCGUCUCCUCCACCAUCCAGCUGGUGUCCAGCAGUCCCGUCCCGGAGCAGACGUACAUCACGAACCGUUUCUGGGAGUCGCUGCAGGUGGCCAAUCACUGCGAGGACAAGCAGCCGCUGCUGCAGGUUGCCGUCUGGGCCAUAGGCGAGUACGGCGAUCUCUUCAUGUACGGCGCCAACGAGGAUGAGUUUGAACGGCCCACUGAGAGCGAUCUGAUCGCUGUGUAUCAUAAGUUUCUAACCUCUGCUCAAGUCUCGACCACAAGCAAGCAAUACGCUCUGGUCUCCCUAGCCAAGCUAAGCACGCGUCUGCAACAGUGCGUGGAGGAAAUCCAGGCUCUGAUCACGUCCUUUGGCAGCCACCUGAAUGUGGAUCUGCAGCAGCGCGGUGUGGAGUUCACGCAGCUCUUUGGCCAUUACAAGCACCUGCGUCCGCCGCUGCUGGAGAAGAUGCCGGCGAUGCAGAUCAGCAGGAUAAGCUCGCAGAACGGCGAGAGCGGCGGUGGCUCCUUCGACGACAACAGUCCGGAUGUCAUUGAGAAUGGCGUUGAGGGAGGCGGCGGUGGUGGUGGCGGUGUCGGUGGCGGACACUCACUUAUCGAAAGCAAUAUGAACACUUUGGGCGACAAUACAAACAUUCUGCUCGAUCUGCUGGGCAGCACGGAUCUGUCGGCGGGCGGCGCUGGCGAUUUGGUGGCGGCCACCGAUCUCUCGAAUGCCGUUCAUAAAAAGAACUCGCGCAAUGCCAACGAUGUGGCGGCGCCAGUUUCCAAUAACCAGGAUCUGUUGGAUUUGCUCGACUUGGAUUUGUCGACGCCCACGUCCACGACAACGGGAGCGCCGGCGGGCGGAGGAGGAGUGGGUGGUGGUGGCAUUGGCAUUGGCAUCCUGGCUUUGGCCGGCGAUAAUAAUCAGAGCAGUGCGGCGAACAUGAACAACAUGCUGGGUGGCCUGGAUCUGGGCGGCUUUGGCUCUGGUCUGGAUGGCUCGGCCAGCAUACCCACGAACGGCAACGAUCUGGCCAGCAUGCUGGGCGGAUUGGGUGGAGUGCCGGCUGCAUCAGCUGCGCUGACGACUCCAGCUGCCGCUGGUAACCUCAUCGAUGGCGGCCAUGCCGGCAGUCUGCUGGGCGAUCUGAAUCCCACGGCUGCCUCCAACAACAUAGUAGUGCCUCCACAGGGUCCCAGGCUGACGGCGCUGGACAGGGAUGGUUUGCUGGUGCAACUGGUUUCGGUCAGGGGCAACGACUGCAUGCGCAUCUAUAUGACGACCACGAAUAGCUCAGCCAAUACCCUGGAGCAGUACUUGCUGAAGGCGGCGGUGCAGAGGAGUUUCCAGCUGCAGAUGCUGACGCCAUCCGGUUCGGUGCUGCCGCCGGGUGGAGUGAUCACGCAGGAGAUGCGCGUGGUGGCCACGUCAAAUGCGACGCUGCGGAUGCGACUGCGAAUCCAGUAUGUGCUGGAUGGCCAACAGCAAGUGGAGCAGACGGAGGUCAGCGGAUUCCCCGAGCAGCAGCCCUCGGCAGCAGAAGAGUAGAACUGCAACUGUAUUAAAGCGAAACCAGAUUAGCCUAUUAUCGGAAAUAAUACAACACGGGCAACUUGCGCAGCAGCAUCAGCAAAAACAGCAACAGCAGCAACACUAAAACACCCUGUGGUUGUCACACAUUUAUUGUAAAAUAAGUUAUCACACACACAGUAAAACACACACACAGCCACCCACGCAAUUGCAUCUAGAUCAGAGCAUAUUCCAGAUCGUCUGAGCCUAACAGACUGUUUUUUAAUCGGAAUAGUCGGCAGCAAAGAAAAUAAUGGGAAUCCGUUUUCCCCCAAGCAGUUAACUUAUAUAUUUUUUUCUAAUUUAUAUCUAAACAUAUAAUUAUAUAUAUAUAUAAACACACACACAACUUGUCAAAUCAAAAUCUUUAUUAUUAAUUAAUUUUCUCAUUUUAAAUGGUGUGUAAACUUUUGUGUGUAAAAGACAACUUUCAGUUUUAAUUUAAGACAAUAAAAGUCAAUCCCCAUAUACCCAUACAAAAUGGCAACUAACAAAAGCAAAAAAAGAAACAACAGAAAUGUAUUAAAACCGAUUGUGAAAUUAUGUAGCAAAAGCAUUUAAAAAGCUUAGCAUUUUAAAAGGAAAUGGAAAUGGAGCGAAUAGAAUGAUGUUUGAUGCCAUUUCAAUCAGUUUAUUUGUUAUUUCUAUAUGUAAUGAAUGUUUGUUUUCCCCCUGAAUCCUAAGUCCUGAGUCCUAUUGAUCGGUUCCGGCUUUGGUUGGAUCCCUCUGAUAUUCCCCAUUUAUUUACCCCGCUAAACGCAUUCAUAUUAUACACAUAUAUAUAUACGAAACACACCGAAACAAAACACAACACAACACAGGACCACGCGGAUAUAUAUUAUAUGAUGUAUUGUUAUUUCCUGUGCGCACGUACUUAAAGCGGAGAAUCAGCAGCAACCAGAGAAAGUCUAAAAAUAAAAAACACAAACCAGAUAGCACUGUGGAAAACUAGAUAAUAUCUAUGAUAAAUAUAAUUGUAACGGAGGAGGACGCAGCUUAGAACUAUAUACAUAAACUGAUUAGUUGCCGUCGCCGAGGACGAUAUGAUGAUGAGGAUGAUGAAGGGCAUCGAGAAGCAAAGAAAAUCCAUUAACUAUUAUUAUUAUUAUUAUGAUUAUAAAUGAAUUACGCAGCUGUAUGAGAAAGAAAGAGAGAGAGAGAGAGAGAAAUAAGAAAAAAGAAAAUAAUAACAUUAACAUAUUGUACAAUAUAUUAUUAUUUUUGUAUUAUUAUCAUUUCCUUUUAUAUCUACUUAUAUUCCACAAACCUUUUGAGCCGAAAUAAACAAACGAUUUCGUUUUAUCGAAGGACAAGAUGA